Molecule: messenger RNA, 1465 nt
Organism: Lytechinus variegatus (green sea urchin)
Lineage: Eukaryota; Metazoa; Echinodermata; Echinoidea; Temnopleuroida; Toxopneustidae
Product: calmodulin
Exons: 6
Coding region: 194-643 (149 amino acids)
Molecular function (GO): calcium ion binding
Source: RefSeq, a predicted model, not a curated record
UUAUGGGUAUCUUCCGAGUAUCUUUCGCCGCGUGCGCUAUAUUGGACAUACAACGAGUGUUGCUCACUUACGUGGAACCAUAACGACUAGGUUAUUCUUCCUCUUUCCAUCUCCUCUCAACAUCCUUGCUUGCAGCUGUUAGCAGCAACACAUCACUCCUUACAGUAAUCAACCAUCUACAACAAUUGACAAAAUGGCAGAUCAACUCACAGAAGAACAGAUUGCUGAGUUCAAGGAGGCUUUCUCCUUGUUUGACAAGGAUGGUGAUGGUACGAUCACAACCAAGGAGUUGGGUACAGUCAUGAGAUCUCUUGGUCAGAACCCUACAGAGGCUGAACUACAGGACAUGAUCAACGAGGUCGAUGCUGAUGGUAACGGAACGAUUGACUUCCCAGAAUUCCUUACGAUGAUGGCGAGGAAGAUGAAGGAGACUGACAGUGAGGAGGAGAUCAGAGAAGCAUUCAGGGUCUUCGACAAGGAUGGCAACGGUUAUAUUAGUGCUGCAGAAUUACGUCACGUGAUGACAAAUCUUGGUGAGAAGUUAACAGACGAAGAGGUCGAUGAGAUGAUCAGGGAAGCCGACAUCGACGGUGACGGACAAGUUAAUUAUGAAGAAUUCGUCACCAUGAUGACUUCAAAGUGAGGUUGGUCAGAUACGACGUCACUUCCGGCCGUUUGUCAACCAGCACCAGCCGUGACAUCGGUGUUGCCAUUUUGCGGAGGGCUUUCAUAUUUGACGGACAAACAAUUCCCGAAUUCUAUUGCACUUUUAAUGUCAGAAGAAACCACAAAUUUCCAAGAAAACUAUCGCAAAACCUCCAUGGUUUUUCGCGCUGUAUUUUCGUGAGAUUUCAUCUAUCAAAGUCACGGAGCUGGAUCUUGAGUGUGAACAGCGCCGAGUGCACACACGUUGGCCCGAAGCAGAAUCUGUAUAUAGACGAUCGACCGCGUUUACAUCCUCGUGAUUAUAUAAAGUGGCAGAGAUGUAUUAUACAAUGAGGACUUAUGUACAUUACAGUAUCACAUCGUGCGUUCCAGUUGUUGUUGUUGUUUUUUUUCAAAGGAAUUUAAUUAUGUUGAUGAUAUCCACCAAAAUAAAAGACUUUAUUGAUUCGAUGAAAUUGAAAUACAAAGACAAACAACUACGUCCCAGAAUUGAUUAUUGAUCAAAUUUUUACUGAUUUCCACUUAAUAUUAUAUUUGUAAUCCUAUGUAGCAAACAGUUAUUUUACGAGCAAGUGAACAAUGGUGUAUAUCCCAGUCAUUUGGAAACAGACUAGGCCUUACUACAAAUGCUGACAGUAAACCAGGGUGCAAAAUCUAUAGCUGAACCGAUUCAUUGCAAAAGGAAAAUCAUGUCAUUUAGACUAAUGUGCACCUCACAAUUAUACUAAUGACAAUUUACUCAUUCCAUGUGUUUAGCGAGAAAAAAAAUCAUCAGUUUUGGAAUAAAAAAGGAAUGUUU